ACAAAAGGAAAAGAAAUUGUGCCCCUAUAUGAUGCACCACACAUUAUAAAAGGUAUAAGGAAUAACUUACUAAACAAGGAUUUGUUAUAUGUAAAGAAUGGUGAGCAAAAAAAUGCAAAAUGGGAUUAUUUAAUUAAAUUACACGAAGAAAACCCAUCAUUUAUGGGUUUAAGAAUGUUGCCUAAACUAACAGACCAGCAUGUUUUACCGGACAAAAUUAAGAAGAUGAAAGUUAAAUGUGCAACUCAGGUGAUCAGCAAAGCUGUUGCUGUAGCUAUGGGGUAUCUCGCAGAAAAAGGAAUUUUGCCUGAAGAAGCUAAAGCUACAGCUGAAGUUCUUAUUUUUUUUGAUGACCUCUUCGACUCUGUUAAUGGAAGUUAUGAAAAUUUUCAAAAACGAUCAGGAAAACUUCUUUUGCACUCAGUGACACCAAAUUCGACUCACUUCAAAGUCUGGAAAGAAGCCAAGUCUCUAAUGAAAACAAUGAAAUUUGUGACUAAAGAUGGCAAAACUUCUGUUGUGCAAUCAAUCACAAACUGGAUAAUUAGUCUCGAAAAUAUUGAAUAUUUGACCAAUAAAUUAUUCCAACAGCACAAUUGUAAAUCUAUAUGGCUCAGACAUUUAAAUAAGACCCAUUAGAAAAUUUUUUUGGUUGUAUUCGUAGCCAUGGGGCAAGAAACACUAACCCCACAAGUGCAGACUUUGAAAAUUCCUUUGCUGCUUUACUAAUUAAUAAUUUAAAUAGCGUGCAUUCCGCAGGUUCUAAUUGUGAAAAAGACAUGUGCAAUGACAGUAUGUUUCAUACCUUAGGACGAUUAUUUUUUAAUAAUAAACCAUCUUGUGCUCCUCUGGAAAUUGAUUUUGAUGUAAUUAUGAAUAGUGAUCAUAUCAUGUUGAAUUUUAAAAACAAAAUUCAAGAUGCUAAGAUUAAAGCUCAAAUAUCUUAUGUGACAGGAUAUGUCUUUAAAAAAUUAAGAAUUAUAUUUAAAAAUUGCAAAAUAUGCAAUGCUUGCUUUUUUACAAAAAAUAAGAAUAAUCUAGAUUACAUACAAAUGCGAGAUUACUCCAUAGAAAAUAAAUAUUUGACAUACCCUACUGAAGAAGCCAUGGAAUGUUUUUCGAAACAGCAGGAUAUGAUCACAUAUUUAAUAAGAAACCAUGUUAAUGUUGGUCAAAUAAAAAAUUACAUGAAGACUGUUUUAAGCACGGUUUGUGAUUAUAAUUUUAUUAAGUGUCUCGAGCACAAAAAUUUAAUAAUAGCCGAAAUGCAAGAUUUAUUAUGCAGAUUUUUCUUAUACAAUUGGUGUAAGGACACUUAUAAAAUUAUAAAAGGCAUUAGAACACAUUAUGAAGUGAAUGACAGAGUGCAGGAAAUGGCCCACCAAUAUUAUAAAAAAAGAAAUAAAAAAUGAUUAAAGUUA
Molecule: messenger RNA, 1421 nt
Organism: Melitaea cinxia (Glanville fritillary)
Lineage: Eukaryota; Metazoa; Arthropoda; Insecta; Lepidoptera; Nymphalidae
Exons: 2
Coding region: 163-639 (158 amino acids)
Source: RefSeq, a predicted model, not a curated record